CCAGCACUGAGUAAUCAUUGAGUCACUACACGUGACUUCACUUCUCGAACGUUCGGGCCGCCGUAGCCAGCGGCACCCCGGAUUGAUAUCAUCGCUUCGCUUUUAAGUAGCCCUCUUCCUCUUCCUCUCCUACUGACUGUCAUUGUUUUAUCCAUCAACACGACUGUCACAAUCAUGGCGUUUUUCCUACGGCGCCCGUUUGCCGUUCCGACGGCGCUUCGUCAAAUUUCCAAACCCGCUAACAGCGCUCGAUUCAUCCACAACACCCCGUUCAAGCCGGCUCAGCCGAAGCCCACCGGCCCCGUCUCAGCUUCCAUCUUCGCCAAAUCUCGUCAGACCUUUCAGAAUGCUUUCCGCCGGACGUACAUGCAGCCUUCCUCCUACAAUUACAGCACUCGCGGUGAACUCACGCAAAAGCUGGCCUACGGUGCCGCCAUCAUCGGAGGUACCUUCGUCGCGGCGAACUUUCUCUUCAACCGUGAGACGAGAGAGGAUGGCGGCAUGCCUGCAUACGAGCGUAGCUACCUGAACGAGACUUUCAUGCACACUGGACUUGGUAUUGGUAUUAUCGCUAUUGCUGCUCGGGCUAUGCACAUGAAUGGAUUCUCCUACCGCAUGAUGGCUAGCAGCCCUUGGAUGGUUAUCGGUCUCGGUCUCGUCGCUAGCAUUGGAACUAUGUACGGCACUUUGUACACUUCUCCUGACAACUACGUCGUGAAGUACGGUCUCUGGACAGCUUUCAACCUCACCCAAGCCGCUCUCCUGUCUCCCCUGAUGUUCAUGAGCCCGGCUCUGCUCGCCCGUGCUGGUCUCUACACAGUCGGAAUGAUGGGUUCCAUCGCUUUCGUUGGUGCCACUGCCAAGCAGGAGAAGUACUUGUACCUCGGUGGUCCUCUCCUUGCUGGUGUGACCCUCGUUGCUCUCUCCGGUUUCGCUCCUCUGGUCCUGCCCGCCACCGCCACCCGCACUCUCAUGUGGUCUGAGAAGAUCUGGCUGUACGGCGGUCUGGCUGUCUUCGGUGGUUUCACCCUUUACGACGUCCAGAAGAUUCUCCACCACGCUCGCCUCUCCCAGCGCGGUCUCGUCCGCAAGGAUGUCGUCAACGAGAGCAUCAGCUUGACCCUGGACUUCAUCAACAUCUUCGUUCGCAUGGUGCAGAUCUUGGGCAUGCGCCAGAACCGGAAGUAAAGCCCCGGCUUCUAAUACUCACAACAUCACAUUCCUUGGCUUUUUCCGGAGCCAAUACGAUGACCCCACUUGAAUGCUCACCUCAUCAGCACCUGGAUUCUUUCUGGGACCCGGCUGGAUGAGAAGUUGGAACAAGGUUGAUAUUUCGGUCCUGCUUAAGCGUCCGUUGUAAUUCUAUUUCCUUUUAUGUUUCCCAACAGUCCUUGAUACUGCCUGUAGAUGGAGCAUCUUACUAGGGCACUUUCGGUUUUCCCCACCAUGCUGGUAGACAGCGAUGGUUUCUGCUUGGCAGUCGGUUUCGAGUGCUCAGGAGGGGCUUAGCAACAGAUGUAUGCAUAGCUUUAGUGUUAUCCGCAUACGAGGUGGAAUGAAAUAAUAUCUCCACUCGCCAAC
Aspergillus homomorphus CBS 101889 is the source of this 1581-nucleotide messenger RNA. Its product is annotated as Bax Inhibitor family protein. Gene Ontology annotation, cellular component: mitochondrial inner membrane. Lineage: Eukaryota; Fungi; Ascomycota; Eurotiomycetes; Eurotiales; Aspergillaceae. The transcript is spliced from 2 exons. The record is from RefSeq and is a predicted model, not a curated record. The coding region runs from base 175 to 1188 and encodes 337 amino acids.